AUGGCAAAGAAGGAUAAGGUUGAAGAGAGCGGCGAGGAUAAUUACGACAAGCGUAUGGCCGCUGUCUUGCCAUUUGCAAAGCCACUUGCAUCGAAGAAGGUCAACAAGAAGGUGCUCAAAACUGUCAAAAAAGCUUCCAAGGCUAAGCAUGUCAAGAGAGGAGUGAAAGAAGUCGUCAAAGCCUUGAGAAAGGGCGAGAAAGGACUCGUCAUUAUUGCUGGAGACAUUUCUCCAGCGGAUGUUAUCUCCCAUAUUCCUGUUCUCUGCGAGGAUUCAUCUGUGCCAUACAUCUUCAUUCCUUCAAAGGAGGAUUUGGGUUCUGCUGGUGCAACCAAGAGACCUACAUCUUGUGUUUUUGUUAUUCCAGGUGGCGGAAAGUCCAAGAAAAAUUCUGACAAGACUGAUGACUAUAAGGAUGCAUACGAUGAGCUUGUGAAGGAGAUUGCAGCUUCGGACUAG
Messenger RNA from Candidozyma duobushaemuli, 459 nucleotides. RefSeq names its product snoRNA-binding protein (gene NHP2). Gene Ontology annotation, cellular component: box H/ACA snoRNP complex; nucleolus. Gene Ontology annotation, biological process: ribosome biogenesis; rRNA pseudouridine synthesis; snRNA pseudouridine synthesis. NCBI's taxonomy places the organism in Eukaryota, Fungi, Ascomycota, Pichiomycetes, Serinales, Metschnikowiaceae. Gene Ontology annotation, molecular function: box H/ACA snoRNA binding. The transcript has a single exon. The record is from RefSeq and is a predicted model, not a curated record. Bases 1 to 459 code for a protein of 152 amino acids.